UAUAAUUAUUUGAAGUUUGAGAUUUGUAGAUCUACUCCUCGACUCAAGAGAGAGGAGAGAUACUUGGUACGCCUGCAGCCUUAGCCUGCAGGAAUAUAUAUCGAUAUAUCUACAGAUGGAAUCCAGCAGAGGAGGUGCGAUCGUAGAAAUCAAAGUGGUGUCGUGCAAAGAUCUGAAAGCCUUCAAUUUCUUCCAGAAGCUGUCAGUUUACGCGCUUGUGUCGGUGCAAAAGGAUGACAAUAAGCAGCAGGUGGUGGUGGAUCAACAAAAACAAAUGAUGAAUAGAACACCAACAGAUAAGGAAGGAAAUGGGAAUCCAGAAUGGAAUCACGAGAUGCGCUUUGAGUUUGAUCAGUUUGAUGACGAUGAUGAUCUCUUCAUUCACUUCGAUCUACGACACGAGGGUGUGGGCCUGUUGGGAAUCGGAGACAGGAGUAUAGGAGAGGUUCGUGUGCCCUUGAAGGAUCUCAUACGCCUACAACAGCAGCAGGAUGCAUUGGCAACGUACGUAAAUUAUCAGGUGACGACUAGCGAUAAAAAGCCCAAUGGGAUACUGAACUUCUCCUACAAACUACUGAAUUCCAAGCUACCUUACAAAUUUGAGUACUGGAAGUCAUGAUGUUCAUGAUCAUCAGCCGCUGCGUAUCCAAUAUCCCACAAUUACAUUUGAAGACGAUGACGAUGAUAUAUGUAUUAGCAAUAGCAAUAUUAGCAGCGCCGGCUACCACAACAAGUUCAACAGCAGUACCCAAGUCUGCAAUCCGGCCAGCUCGCUAAUGGAAUUACAUCAAACUCAUACUAGUAAUGCGCAUUACAAUUAUAAUCCUCCUCCGCCACCACCGGUGCUACCCCCAGCAGAUGAUCAUGUUCAUGCCUAUUAUCUACCUCCGCCACCGCCACCGCCACCUCCUCAUCCUCCUCCUCCGCCACCGCCCAUGGCAGAAUAUAAUUAUCUUCUACCUUCUCAUCCAACUCGCCCGUUCCAUCAUCCUUACCAUGAUUACGGUCCUUGGAGACCAGAAUUUAGACCACCGCGGCCACAUGGACAUUGACAUCAGCUGGAGGUCAUAAUUGGGUUUUUUUAAUCAAUUAGUUUGAUAUAUUAAUAAUAACGGGAGAGAUCGUCGACGUGGUUGGUACUGGUACUGGUAGCUAUUUCAUUGUAACCCUGGCCAACCGGUCUGACUUUGACUGACUGCCGGUUGGGAAAUAGGGAUUUUUCCAAUUUGACGUUCCUUUUCUUUUCUACUAAAUUACUGUGUUUUUUUUUUCUAUUUUUAUUUUUUAAUAUAAUGAUAUAUUUGUAAGAAGUGCGGAAUAAAAUAAUAUCAUACUCGCAAUUUACCAUAUUUAAA
Messenger RNA from Malus domestica (apple), 1355 nucleotides. The record is from RefSeq and is a predicted model, not a curated record. NCBI's taxonomy places the organism in Eukaryota, Viridiplantae, Streptophyta, Magnoliopsida, Rosales, Rosaceae.